GUUCUCUUGGUGGUAUGUUAUUUUGUGGUGAAACUGGCUUUGCUGCCGCUCAUCAUCAUGCACCUAGUAAUGGUUUCUUCGUUUAUUAUUGUUUUACUCAUAUUGCCAUUGAUCAUGAAGGAAAUGUUGGUGCUGUUUACAGGACACGCAGUGGUAUGAACGAAAAAACAACAGCAUGUGGUGCACUUGCUGCAUUUACUAAUGAAAUUGCAUCAAAGAAACUCAAUCUCGCCUUUAAUGAAGAUGAUAUUGAAAUGAGUAUGUUAAAAAAACAUAUCGCUAAGAAGACUAAUCUUUUGGCCGAUCCUGAAAGUACUCCAGAUCUCUUCAAGGUUACUAUGGCUGCUUAUGAAACAAUUACAAUAGAUUUAGAAAGACAUGUGAAACACGAUGCAGAAAAGUUUAAAGAUCGUCAAUAUGCUUUGUUUACUGGUGUUCAAAUACAUGGACCAAAUGGAACAGAUUAUUGUUGGUUAGGAAAAGCCAGUUUACUAAUCAAAGGGGAGCUUUCACCACUUGUUCUUUCGGCAAAUCCUACUUCACAAGUACAGGCGGGACCAUCAACCAAGUCACACUGA
Messenger RNA from Adineta steineri, 578 nucleotides. The record is from the annotation of a GenBank genome assembly. NCBI's taxonomy places the organism in Eukaryota, Metazoa, Rotifera, Eurotatoria, Adinetida, Adinetidae.